AUGGCGAGUGUCGCCGCCGGUGCCGGCACCUCCGCCUCCCAUCCGUACACAUGCAACACCUGCCAGGUCGCCUAUCGCAACACCGACCUCCAAAAGGGUCACAUGAAGAGUGACUGGCACCGCUAUAACCUGAAACGUCGAGUUGCCUCCCUACCACCAAUCUCCUCCGAGGUCUUUACUGAAAAAGUCCUCCAAGCUCGUGCUACGUCCAGUGCGGAAGCCGAAAAGGCCUAUUUUGAGACAAAAUGCGAGCCUUGCAACAAGACUUUCUACAGCGAAAACGCCUAUCGAAACCACUUGCUCAGCCAAAAGCACAAAACCAACGAGGCAGCCGCUGGUGGUCCACGGCGCAGACAAGAUGACGAGGCCACCUCUGUAAUCAGCUCUACAUUUUCUCUGGGCGAGCCCACCUCCGUGGCCAAAGACGAGCUUGAUUCCGAUGCCGAGGACGAGUUCAACCAGGUCAUUGAAAGCUUGCAGAAUGCCAAAGUUUCCGCGGAGCAACGUCCUUCGCCAGUCAGCAGACCUUCCAAUCCCAAGCCCACUGCCCCCGGGGCCCAUAAAAACGCCGACGGCGAGGAAGACUCAGAGUCAACAACACCUUCACACUCAGUGGCCGAGCCUACUUGGACCUUGAACUCGUGCAUCUUCUGUAACUUCGAGUCCCCUUCCCUACCGCUGAGCGUUCAGCACAUGGAACGAUUCCAUGGCAUGUUCAUUCCUGAGCGGCCGUAUCUCGCUGAUUUGGAAGGCCUUGUGAAGCAACUUCAGCGCAAGGUCAGUGAAUUUCAUGAGUGUCUGAGCUGUGGUAAAGUCAAGUCGACUAUAUUUGGCGUGCAAACACACAUGCGCGACAAGGGUCACUGCAAGAUCCCCUUCGGCACAGAGGAGGAGCAACUUGCCAUUGGGGAUUUUUACGAUUUCCGAAGCACGUACUCGGAUGACGGGAACGAUAAGGAAGAUGAUGGCUCGGACACUGAGGAAGACACGGGCGGCGGCGCCAAGCUCGGCUCAAGAAGAAGGCCCAGACUUGGUGAGCAGGGAGACGAGCUCGAAAGCGAGGAGGAUGGAGAGGGAUGGGAAACAGAUAGCUCUGCAUCCUCUCUCGAUUCUGCAGAUCUCACUGCAGUCCCUGCCGAGGGUCACAUUCAUCAGUAUGAACGUCUUAAAAAUCACCCCCAUCACUCAAGUCGAGAUCCUCGGAAUCACCAUCAAGCAGACGGUUGGCAUUCGCGCGCGCACAAGCAUACCCAUGCUGCCUUCUAUGACGACUACGAGUUGCACCUUCCAUCUGGCAAGUCUGUUGGUCACCGGUCACUGAACAAGUACUUUCGGCAGAAUCUCAACAACUAUCCCACGCCAGAAGAGCGAGCUGAGCGACUUGCCAUUGAAGGCGCCGAGUCUGGGGAAGAGGGGCACAGCAGGGAUCGUAGCGUCGUGCUCCGCAACGGUCAGCGAUUCAAGAGGCAUGUGGUGCCGCGAGGAACGGUUGGCUUGGCCAAUGUGUCGGACGAAAAGAAGCGGGCGGUGCGCGAGUCCGAGCACCGCGGGCGAGACUUGGAGCAAUUCAAUACCAAGAGGACGGAGUGGAUGUAUGGCAAGAGAAACAACAACCAGAAGCACUACUACUACCGCUUUGAUGGUGGUGGUUAG
Molecule: messenger RNA, 1653 nt
Organism: Metarhizium album ARSEF 1941
Lineage: Eukaryota; Fungi; Ascomycota; Sordariomycetes; Hypocreales; Clavicipitaceae
Product: C2H2 type zinc finger containing protein
Exons: 2
Coding region: 1-1653 (550 amino acids)
Biological process (GO): ribosomal large subunit biogenesis
Cellular component (GO): preribosome, large subunit precursor
Molecular function (GO): zinc ion binding; nucleic acid binding
Source: RefSeq, a predicted model, not a curated record